AUGCCUCAAAUAACAUGUCCUGCGUGUGAUAAACAACUUGCGUCAAUCACAGGUUAUAGCCAGCAUCUCGCAAAGACCACCAAUCCUGACUGUCACGCCCUAUACCUUUCCUCGCGGCAAUUUGCUCCAGACCCACCAAACGAAGGAGAUAUAGAUGCUCCUGAUCCAGAUCAUGCCAUGUUCGAAGGUGAUUUUUUUGGAACAUACGCUGAGGACGAGCUCGCAUGGCCAGGCUCAGAUGACGAGGAGCAUUUGGACGAAGACGACUUAGGGUAUGACAUUGGCCCGGGUGAUCACGAUGAAUGGGAACCUCCUGCCGCAGUACCAGUGCCUCCGAGUCCCGCCACUCCUGCGCAUGGUGAACAUCAUGACAUUGAUGGUCAUGAUCAUUGGGAACCUCCUGUAGCGCCUGUGCCUGCGCACAAUGACGCCUUCCACCCACCUACUGCAGAUCAAGGCCAAGAUGCUCGGCAUAUGGCACAACAGCGACUUCACGAACACGAACAGGCACCCACAAUUCAUCAGGAAAAUAUGCUAACUCUAUAUAGCCCAGUAUAG
Molecule: messenger RNA, 558 nt
Organism: Suillus subalutaceus
Lineage: Eukaryota; Fungi; Basidiomycota; Agaricomycetes; Boletales; Suillaceae
Exons: 1
Coding region: 1-558 (185 amino acids)
Source: RefSeq, a predicted model, not a curated record